UCAAACAAAAACGCCAAUUUUUCAAAACACAUCAAACUUUGAGCUUUAAUAUCUUUUAAAUAUUUGGAAUUACCAAAAAAAACAUAAGAGAUCUUUUUUAAAGAGCGGUAAAUUUCCUACAGAAAUAUGUAUUAGUUAUGGCUGUAUACUUAUUUUUAAGGAGUAAUAAAAUUUGUCUCGUUGUACUAAAAUUAAAAGUAUCAUUACUGAGGCAAGGUUAAAUGGCAUUGGAUUAAACUUUUUUUUUAUUAUUUUUGGGUCACAAAUAAAUGAUUCGUAUCACGGCCGAGUUAAAAUAUCAAAUUUGGGAAAUAACAAACAGCACCCUAAUACGUACAUAUAGUCAGUUCAACUACCAAAUGGUAGUAAAUUUACAUGAAACGAUUAAUUUUCGAUAGUAUUUCGAUAUGCAACGCAUGACGUAUCGACACUGUAGAGCAUACCCACCUCAAAGCUGCGAACCACCCCUUGAUCAAGUAAUCAUGGUGUCUAAUAGCCUAGUCCAGAGUCUAUAAAAAUAUGUACUAAAUCGCAGCUACUCUGAGUUUAUUCCAAAGGACAAGUUAAUGUUCGGAAAGCGUAUCACUUAAUCCAGAAAAUUUGAAUUAUACUUUACAUUUCUGAGUUUUUGUAAUACAAUAUAUGUAUUCAAAUAAUGAUAUAAAAACAUUUAGUGAUAAUGGUAAGGAUAAUAAUUUUUAUUAUGAUAAAAAAAAAUUAGAUAACAGUGAUAGGGAUUAAGUUAAAACGGUAAUUGCAGAAAGUGAUAAUCAUAAUGUAAAUAAAUAAAAAGUAAUAGUGAAAAGCUCGGUGAAUAUAAGAGAUAAAGAAUUGAUACAUUCAGCAGCCACCAUCAGAUAGAAUAGAAAUUUUAAUACUCAAUGUCAAUUAAAUUUUGACGCUAAAUGCACUUCGGACUGCGAAUAAUGAAAUAACAGUGAUUUAUAGUAACUUCUAUUACUAUUUCUUAGGAAAGUGAUUCUCGAUUUCUACACUGUAAAAAAUCACCGGGAAUCAAAAUUAAUUAUCAGAGAAGUUUAAUAUUGCGCCGACUACAGGUCCGCAUUGUAGAAAAAUUCCCUCUACAGUCAACGAUAUCAAUCAUAAUGCAGCAGAUCAAUUCAUCGGAUGUAGAAUCUAAAAAAACAAAAAAAAUGCUAAUAAUGGAUAAAUAUUCGCAAGACAAAACUCCAGAUAUUUGUCGAAGAAAAUUCAAUACAGCGAGUAAUUCAAAGAAACACGUACAAAUUCAUACUGGCGUAGCUGCAUACGAGUGUGAAAUUUGUAAAAAGAAAUUCACUAGAAAAGAUUAUCUGGGACGUCACAUGGUUAUUCAUACCGGUGAAAAGAUGUAUGAGUGUGAAAUUUGUAAAAAGAAAUUCACUAGAAAAUAUUAUCUGAAAAGUCAUGUAGGUAUUCAUGCCAGUGAAAAUAUGUUUGAGUGUGAAAUUUGUAAGAAGAAACUCACUAGAAAAGAUUAUCUGAAAAGUCACAUGGGUAUUCAUACCGGUGAAAAUAUGCAUGAGUGUCAUAUUUGUCUAAAAAAAUUCAAUACAGCGAGUAAUAUGAAGUUACACAUGCGUAUUCAUACUGAAAAAACCUCAUAUGAGUGUAAAGUUUGUAAAAAGAAAUUCACUAGAAAACAUUCUCUGAAAAGUCACAUGGGUAUUCAUACUAGUGAAAAUAAGUCUAAGUGUGAAAUUUGUAAACGACAAUUUACCAGAUACUAUUUAAAAAGUCACAUGAAAAUUCAUACCGGCGAAAAUAUGCAUGAGUGUAAUAUUUGUCGAAAAAAAUUUAGUACAACGAGUAAUAUGAAGCUCCACAUGCGUAUUCAUACUGGCACAACCUCAUAUAAGUCAUAUAAGUGUGACAUUUGUAAUAAGAAAUUCACUAGUAAACGGUCUCAAAUAAAUCACAUGAGUAUUCAUACCGUCGAAAAUAAGUCGGAGUGUAGAAUUUGUAAAAAGAAAUUCACUAGAAAUGAGAAUCUAAAAAUUCACAUGGUUAUUCAUACCGGUGAAAAUAUGUGUGAGUGUGAAAUUUGUAAAAAGAAAUUCACUAGAAAAGAGAAUCUAAAAAUUCACAUGGUUAUUCAUACCGGUGAAAAGAUGUAUGAGUGUAAGAUUUGUAAAAAGAAAUUCACUAGAAAAGAUUAUCUGGGACGUCACAUGGUUAUUCACACCGGUGAAAAGAUGUAUGAGUGUGGCAUUUGUAAAAAGAAAUUUACUACAAAAUAUCAUCUGAAAAGUCACAUGGGUAUUCAUACUAGUGAAAAUAAGUCUGAGUGUGAAAUUUGUAGACGACAAUUUAACAGAUACUAUUUAAAAAGUCACAUGAAAAUUCAUACCGGCGAAAAUAUGCAUGAGUGUAAUAUUUGUCGAAAAAAAUUUAGUACAACGAGUAAUAUGAAGUUCCACAUGCGUAUUCAUACUGGCACAACCUCAUAUAAGUCAUAUAAGUGUGACAUUUGUAAUAAGAAAUUGACUAGAAAAGAUUAUCUGAAAAGUCACAUGGGUACUCAUACCGGUGAAAAUAUGUAUGAGUGUGACAUUUGUAAAAAGAAAUUCACUAAAAACGAUUAUCUGAAAAGUCACAUGGGUAUUCAUACCGGUGAAAAUAUGUAUGAGUGUGAAAUUUGUAAAAAGAAAUUCAUUAGAAAUGAGAAUCUAAAAAUUCACAUGGUUAUUCAUACCGGUGAAAAUAUAUGUGAGUGUGAAAUUUGUAAAAAGAAAUUUACUAGAAAAGAUAAUCUAGAACGUCACAUGGGUAUUCAUACUGGUGAAAAUAAGUCUGAGUGUGGAAUUUGUAAACGACAAUUUACCAGAUACUAUUUAAAAAGACACAUGGAAUUUCAUACUGGCGAAAAUAUGCAGGAGUGUAAUAUUAGUCAACGAAAAUUUACUACAAAGAAGAAUCUGAUGAAGCACAAGCGGUGUAUUUCUUCUGCUAACAUCAGCCAAACAAGUUUGAAGCUACCAUUGGUACUAAAAAGCCAGAAGUAUAUUUCUUCCGGUAAAAAAAUAUAUGAAUGUAAUAUCUGUAAAGAAAAAUUUUUGGAAUUAUCUAAUUUGAAAAUGCACAUGCGUAUACAUUUAGGCGAUAAGCCGUACGAGUGUAAUAUUUGUCAACGAAAAUUUACUGAAAAGAGUAGUUUGACGAGGCACAAGCAGCGUUUCCAUACCACACAUGACUGUAUUUCUUCUAAUAAAAAACCGUAUGAGAAUAACAUCAGUCAAAAAAGUUUGAAGCUUCCGUCGAUACUGAAAAGCCUCGAGUAUAUUUCUUCCGGUAAAAAAAUAUAUGAAUGUUAUUUCUGUGAAAAAAAGUUCGGUCAAGAGAAUAGUCUAACAUUUCACAUGUAUACGCGUCAUUAUAACAAAAAAACGUAUGAGUGUAAGAUUUGUCAAGCAAGUUUCAAACUUCUGAUUGAACUUAAUUUUCACCUGUUUCUUCACAAAUACACAAAUUUGUACAAAUGUGAUAUCUGCCGAGAAGCAUAUAUUAUAAAGGAUUGUUUGAAACAGCAUAUGUAUACACAUACCGGCGAAAAAUUUUACGAAUGCAUUGUUUGUCUUAAAGAAUUCUCUCGGACUGGUCUGAAACGCCACAUCCAGAACAUUCACGUUGACUACAAUCGAUAUACAGGUGACAAUCCAAUCAGUUAAACCAAUUUAACACUCACAGGCGUCUUCAUAUGAAAGAUAUGCUUUAUAAGUGUGACCUUUUUUGUCAAAUAAAUGA
This is a messenger RNA of Microplitis mediator, 3744 nucleotides long. RefSeq names its product zinc finger protein 585A-like. Gene Ontology annotation, molecular function: RNA polymerase II cis-regulatory region sequence-specific DNA binding; DNA-binding transcription factor activity. Gene Ontology annotation, biological process: regulation of transcription by RNA polymerase II. NCBI's taxonomy places the organism in Eukaryota, Metazoa, Arthropoda, Insecta, Hymenoptera, Braconidae. The record is from RefSeq and is a predicted model, not a curated record. The coding region runs from base 1107 to 3668 and encodes 853 amino acids. The transcript is spliced from 3 exons.